This is a messenger RNA of Archocentrus centrarchus (flier cichlid), 1420 nucleotides long. RefSeq names its product leupaxin (gene lpxn). Gene Ontology annotation, molecular function: muscle alpha-actinin binding; actin binding. Gene Ontology annotation, biological process: muscle structure development; actin cytoskeleton organization; heart development. Gene Ontology annotation, cellular component: adherens junction; filamentous actin; stress fiber. The coding region runs from base 146 to 1366 and encodes 406 amino acids. The transcript has 9 exons. NCBI's taxonomy places the organism in Eukaryota, Metazoa, Chordata, Actinopteri, Cichliformes, Cichlidae. The record is from RefSeq and is a predicted model, not a curated record.
UUCACACAGCAGCAAACGAAAACACACCGUUCUCACAGGAAGCGACGGUUUUGAUCAGAUGUGAAAUUGGUUUGGUUACCUUAGCAACUAACUAGUACAAAUACACAAAGAAAAAAAAAAAUCCACCCACUCAUGCUCAAGUUUUAUGCUGACAGGAGGAACCAACAUGGAUGAGCUCGAUAUGCUGUUAGAGGAACUGGCCCUGAAUCCUGUCAGUUCAACCAGCGUCCCUGAGAAAAAGAGCAAUGCUGCAACUACUAGAGAGGUGCCAAAUGAUGUUAGUGCUGGGCUUACCAAAAAUGAAAAAGGCUCAGUAUCCUCAAAUGUGUACAGUGAUGUUCCAACUCCUGUGCCAGCCUUUCUGGAACCUGACUCACCCACUCAGGAGCUGGACUCAAUCUUGCAAGACCUGAUGGGUCUAGCACAGGGGGAUCUAGAACCUCCAACCACCCCUCCACUACUUACACAAAAACAGUCCAUGAAAAAGCAAACAGAAGGUGGACAACAGGAGAACAAGGAGAGCAGCAGCAACAACAGUCCAGCAGGUUCAGAUGCAAAAGCCUCAACCCAAAGAAAGAAAACAGAUACGAUAGAUGACCUGCUGGGAGGGUUGAGCACUGACCUGGAGAAGAUCGGUGUACGCACCAUAGCCAAGGGCCACUGUGCUUCCUGCAACAAAUGCAUUGUAGGAAAGAUGAUCACAGCACUGGGUGAAGUGUGGCACCCUGAACACUUUGUGUGUGCGGUGUGUAAGAUGGAGCUGAGCACCACAGGCUUCUUUGAGAGAGAUGGACUGCCGUACUGCGACAAAGACUACCAUCAGCUCUUCUCACCACGCUGUGCCUAUUGCAAGGGGCCUAUUUUGCAGAACAUCUUGACAGCCCUGGACCAGACCUGGCACCCUGAGCACUUUUUCUGUACACACUGCGGAGGCCUGUUUGGAGCGGAAGGUUUCCUAGAGAAGGAUGGGAAGCCGUAUUGCUGUAAGGACUUCUACCACCUCUUCGCUCCCAAGUGCUCAGGCUGUGGGGAGUCCGUGCGGGAGAAUUACCUGACAGCAGCCAAUGGCACCUGGCAUCCAGAAUGCUUCGUCUGCGCAGACUGCCUGAAGCCCUUCACUGACGGCUGUUUCAUGGAGCUGGAUGGUCGUCCCCUCUGCUCGGUGCACUUUCACUCCAGGCAGGGCACUCUGUGCGGUGGCUGUGGAGAGCCCAUCAUCGGCCGCUGCAUCUCUGCUCUGGACCGCAAGUUUCACCCCGAGCAUUUUGUGUGUGCCUUUUGUCUGCGGCAGCUCAGCCAGGGCAUCUUCAAGGAGCAGAAAGGGAAGCCAUACUGCGCAGCUUGCUUUGACAAACUCUUUGUCUGAGACAUGUACAAGCGUGAGAUAUAAAUAAUACAAUAAAAACAAAAGAAACAUUCA